Pieris macdunnoughi is the source of this 1197-nucleotide messenger RNA. The record is from the annotation of a GenBank genome assembly. NCBI's taxonomy places the organism in Eukaryota, Metazoa, Arthropoda, Insecta, Lepidoptera, Pieridae.
AUGGAAUACGAUAAUGAUGAUACUUGGCGCCGUUCAUCAUCACCUCAGUUUAAGGAAAAGAAAAUAUGUAAACCAUUACCAAGGAGGUCAACCACUACUGCAGUUAUUGUCCUUGGCCUGGCAGUCUUAAGUUGUUUAAUGGGAUACUGUGUUCUAAGUGAAACCUUACCCUAUGAAUCGAAAACCUUGCGACUUGUUAUUAUAUUUUUUCGGCAUGGGGCUAGGGCACCAGUUAGCUCAUAUAAAAGUGAUCCCUUUAAAAACUAUCAGUGGCCAGAUGGCUUAGGAAGCUUGACUAAUGCAGGUAAACUGCAACUAUAUGAGCUGGGAAGGAAAUACCGAAGUUAUUAUGCUAAUUUCAUUCCUGAAGAGUAUCAAGAGAAAGAUGUUUAUAUUAGAAGCAGUGACUCUUCCCGUUGUUUAAUGAGUGCUUACACCUUCUUAGCAGGAUUGUAUCCUCCUUAUGAAAGACAAAUCUGGCAUCCUGAGAUAUUAUGGCAGCCCAUACCUGUACACUCUUUACCGAGACAACUUGAUAAUCUAGUAGCAGCCACGAAACCAUGCAAGUCCUGGAAGCGAAUGUACCAAGAAUUGCUAGCUGAAAAAAAUGCUGAUAGUAAAUACACAGAGUUGUUCGACUAUUUAAGUAAACAUACAAAUCAAAGUAUGAGAAGUAUUUUAGAUGUAGAUUUCUUUUAUAGUACAUUACAAGCUCAAUACGAAGCAGGCUUGAAACUUCCGGAGUGGACUAAAACAGUUUUUCCUACUAAAAUGAGACCACCGUUUAUGUUGAGUUUGGCAUUAUUAUCAUAUAAUGAAUCAUUACAAAGAUUACAUACUGGCCCGCUUUUAAAUAACAUAAGAUCACACCUACAAGAGGCAGUAAUGCACACAAACACGGAUCGGGCACUAUACAUAUAUUCAGGGCAUGACGUCAACUUGGUAUCAUUAAUGAGAGCAUUGGGUUACACAGAGAUGUUAGAGCCGGAGUACGGUGCAAGCAUUUUGCUGGAAUUGCACGAGGAGGUCGAACAGGACAAAUUUUACGUCAAGCUCUUCUAUCGCAACAAUACGAAGAUAGAAGUUCCAAUGGAACUAAGAGUACCCAAUUGUAUGGAACCUUGCACUUAUGAGAAAUUUGUUGAACACCUUGGCACUCUGAUACCACUGGAUUGGGAAGCGGAGUGUCAAAAUUAA